AUGAGCUCCUUCAAUAUCGCCGAACAUGUCAUUGACGGACAAUACGUUCGAGAAUACCACCAUGCGACAACUACCCCAGAUGCCCCGCUGAAGCUAUGCAUCAAGCAGUAUUCCCCUAAAAAUAACCCAGAACCUCAGCCAGGAGAUGCGACGCUCAUUGCGGCCCAUGGCACCGGAUUCCCAAAGGAACUGUACGAGCCCCUCUGGGAAGAGCUCCUCGCCCGGCUCAACCAAGCCGGCACCCGCGUACGAUCCAUCUGGAUCGCAGACGCCGCCAACCAAAAUGCCAGUGGCAUCCUCAACGAGAACAACCUAGGCAGUGACCGUAAGCUCCCAAUUGGCAUCCUUCUUCCCCCUCUGCACCGCCAAUGCCAGCCCAGCCGGCUAGCUAACACCCCUCCAGCAUCAUCCUUCGACCACAGUCGCGACCUGCUCCACAUGAUCAACCACUUCCGCGAGCAAAUGCCUCGCCCACUAAUCGGCGUGGGCCACAGUCUCGGCGCCGUCCAAAUGAUCUUCACCUCACUCAUCCACCCACGCCUGUUCACCUCCCUCAUCCUCCUGGAGCCGUACAUCAUCGAGCAACUGCUCUCAGGCGACGGCUCCGCCGUGCUCGCCAUGUCCGCCAAACGCCGCGACGUCUUCCGUUCGCGCGCCGAAGCAACAGAGCAAUACCGCAAAGUGCUGAAAGCCUGGGACCCACGCGUCUUCGACCUCUGGGCCCGGUACGGCUACCGCGACCUGCCUACCGCCAUCCACCCGACAGUCCCGAAAGCCAUCGCCCACUCCACGGACCCGGCCGACGUCCCCGUCACCCUGGCCACGACCAAGCACCAGGAAACCCUGAUGUACGCACGGCUGAACCUGAACCGGCACGUCGAGCUAGGCGUGCCGGCGGGCCAGACGCAUCUGGGGCAGCAGGUCUGUCGGAGCGAGCACCUUCUUUCGUCCAAGCUGGUGCCCUUCUUGCGGCCGACGGUGCUGUAUGUCAGUGGGGCUGGGAGCCCGCUGUGUAAGGCGGGGGUGCAUGCGCGAGCAGCGAAGAGGACGGGGACGCAGUGGGGUGGGAGUGGCGGGGUGGAGUAUGAGCGUGUUGAGCAUGUCCUUGUUCCUAAGGCAGGGCAUACGCUGCCGCUGGAGAAGGUGGCGGAUACAGCUGCGGUGAUGGGGCCGUGGAUUGCCAAGGAGGUGGAGCGGUUUGGUGCGGAUGAGCAGAGGUUGCAGGAGGGCUGGGAGAAGUUGUCUCUUAAAGAAAAGCGACUCUUGGGCCGGUUUGGAGGAAGGUCAUUGACAAUCUUCCCGGGGUGA
Messenger RNA from Penicillium chermesinum, 1308 nucleotides. RefSeq lists its product as uncharacterized. The transcript is spliced from 3 exons. Lineage: Eukaryota; Fungi; Ascomycota; Eurotiomycetes; Eurotiales; Aspergillaceae. The record is from RefSeq and is a predicted model, not a curated record. Bases 1 to 1308 code for a protein of 435 amino acids.